AUGUUUACCCUCUCCGAUGCGGAGCUGCAGUCCAAAAUGGCCUUCAACAAGAAAUAUGCCGGAUUGCCGGACUUGGAUCCAUCCCCGGAUAUUUACGAAACCCCCGACCUGACCGAUGAAGCAUCCACCCUCCCCACGGGGACCAUCCGCACUGAAUCCGACCAUGACGACUCCAGCUCCGACAUUGACCGUGAGGGCGUCAACGCAGACCAAGCGCGUUUGCAUUUCAUGGGCGCGGCCGUGGAUGCCCGUGAUGCCAAUUUCUCCGACAGCAUCUCAAUGAAGCGUCAGGCAUAUCGGAGCAAGGAUACGAACCGUCGCCGGAAACGCACAGAUGGCACAGAGGAGGUUGGGGACCUAAGUGACAGCGAAGACGAAUCGGUGGAGCGCAGACUGGCACGGUUGCGGAGAGAAGUCGAAGAUCUCAAAGUGGAGAUGGCCAACCAGAAGACCGAGGGCGAUGCGUCACAGAACACCACUGAAAAGACAGAAGAUUUGGGCGAUGGUGUUGCGGAGCUGAGCCGCGCCUUGGACAAUCUUCACGCUUCGCGAGGCGCCACGCCAUCGCACUCGGCUGCUGCAUUGUUGUCACAGAAACUUGGAUCCGGAGCGGCGCCAGAUGCAAAGUCCCAAGCUUCAGGCACACCUGCCGUUGCCUCGGUUGCAGCGCCCCAGCCUGCCUCUGCGGGCAUUCUCUCCCAUGCAGCGGCAUUUGACAGCCGACUAGCCCUUCUCGAGAGCUCGAUAGGCAUCUCCAAUUCUUCAAAUCCGUUUGUUGCCGAUGGAAUUAACGACACAACGCCACACCCCGUCAUCCCAGCCCUGGAUCAACUCACCUCCCGACUGUCAGCCCUCACCGGCCUUCUGGUCGGUACGAACCCAACCUCAGGCGCACCCAGCGGCCCGGGAAUGACAACCCCACACCUCGAAGCUCUCUCGACUCGCGUGCGAAAGUUAACAACAGACGCCGAAGCCCUGACUGCAGCGCGCAGAAAGGCAUUCGACGCCGCGAAAGCAGCACAUAAUGCUCGUCUGGCGAGCUCAGACGCUGAUACACCCGCAAUGGACGCAUCGGCAGAUGACGAACACACAGCCAAGAUCCAGGCUCUCUACGCUACCCUCCCAACCAUCCAAUCCUUACACCCCUUGCUCCCCAGUGUUCUUGAGCGUUUGCGCUCCCUCCGUGCUUGUCAUGCUGGCGCGGCCCAUGCUGCUGAAUCUCUUGAUGAAUUAGAGAAGCGCCAGGCGGAGAUGGCAUCGGAGAUCGAACAGUGGCGAGAGGGACUGACCAAUGUGGAAGAGAAAAUGCGACAAGGCGAAGCUGCUCUACGCUCCAAUGUUGAGACCGUUGAGCCCUGGGUGAGGGAUUUAGAAUCUCGCCUCGGGCGUCUUGAAGCGCCGGGGCAGUGA
Penicillium brevicompactum is the source of this 1410-nucleotide messenger RNA. RefSeq names its product Dynamitin subunit 2. The coding region runs from base 1 to 1410 and encodes 469 amino acids. Gene Ontology annotation, cellular component: cytoplasm; dynactin complex. The record is from RefSeq and is a predicted model, not a curated record. The transcript is spliced from 3 exons. Lineage: Eukaryota; Fungi; Ascomycota; Eurotiomycetes; Eurotiales; Aspergillaceae. Gene Ontology annotation, biological process: mitotic spindle organization.